Oreochromis niloticus (Nile tilapia) is the source of this 4022-nucleotide messenger RNA. It is a transcript of the gene tcf25, whose product is annotated as TCF25 ribosome quality control complex subunit. NCBI's taxonomy places the organism in Eukaryota, Metazoa, Chordata, Actinopteri, Cichliformes, Cichlidae. Gene Ontology annotation, cellular component: RQC complex. The record is from RefSeq and is a predicted model, not a curated record. The transcript is spliced from 18 exons. Gene Ontology annotation, molecular function: protein binding. Bases 142 to 2199 code for a protein of 685 amino acids.
GCGCAGAAACAUUUCGAAGAAGAAGAAAAGGAACCCAAUGGAAUUUGUCCUCAGUUCAUUGGUCUGCUGUGUCUGUCCGCUAGCAAAACAACAGUUUUAGUCGUUAAUAUUCAAGCGUGUGUGCCUCAUGAGUAUCAGAGAAUGUCUACCCGGGCUCUUCGAAGGCUUAAAGGGAAACAGCGAGGCCAGGAGGCGUUGGACUUGGGGGAUCUAACUUUGGGUGACACCCCGGAGGAGCAGGCUGAGGCUGAAGAGGAGCAGUUGGACACGGCUAACGUUUCUCUUUCUUCUAACAAGAAAAAUGACGGCCGAAAGGCUAAGAAAAACAAGGCUCAGAAAAAUUUCAGCAACAUUUAUGAGUUGAUCGGUAGUGCAGACAUCGAAGGAGAAAAAAUUUCACCUGAUGAAGAGGCAGAGAAACCAAACAGAAACAAAACAAGCGACCCAGCAAAGAAUGACAAUAGAGACACAGAAAAAGCGGAUCAAAAGCAUGAGGGAGAGUUGGACAAGCUACCUGGAGACAGGGUUAAAAAGAAGAAGAAGAAGAAAAAGGCAAAAGUGACAUCAGAAGAUGGAAAGGAGGCUGCAGCAGAUGAUAACAUUGAUUUAUUGCUGGAAAACUUGGAGCAGUCUAACGGUCUGAGUUUGCAAAAUGACGAUUCUGGAGUGUCAGACAGAAGACCUGUGCUGCAUGUGGAGCACAGGAAUCUCAACCCUGAGACGGAGCUGAAGAGAUAUUUUGGGGCUCGAGCUGUUCUAGGGGAUCAAAGGCCUCGACAGAGAAACAGACAGUUUCACCGUACCACUUGGAUGACCAGUCCAAAGGACAGCUGGCCUCGCUUCAGCCGCCCAGGAAUCUCAAUGACCUUACUGGAGACAAAGGACGGCAUUCAUUACUUCACGUUUGAGCACAGUCGGGAAUACCAACAAGUACAGUUCAAGUUCCUGGAUGCUGUCGAGUCCAUGGAUCCCAACAACAUUGUGGCCCUGCUUCAGCUUAACCCCUACCACAUCGAUUCCUUGCUGCAACUUUCUGAUGUCUGUCGCAUACAAGAAGACCAGGAGAUGGCUAGGGACCUUAUUGAGCGAGCCUUGUACAGCUUUGAGUGUGCUUUUCAUCCUUUAUUCAGUCUGACGUCGGGCACCAGCAGACUGGAUUAUCUGAGACCAGAAAACAGAGCAUUUUAUCUGGCUCUGUAUAAGCACAUGAUGUUCCUGGAGAAGAGAGGAUGCCCAAGGACAGCUUUGGAGUACUGCAAACUUAUCCUGAGUUUGGACCCAGACUCUGACCCUCUUUGCAUGCUGCUGCUCAUUGAUUUCUUGGCACUUCGUUCCAGAGAGUACCAAUCUGUCCUUCAGAUAUAUCAGGACUGGGAGGAGCACAGAAAUCUGUCUCAGCUGCCAAACUUUGCAUUCUCCACUGCCCUUUGUUAUUUUCAUCUAAGUCAGCAGGAAAAUAUAGACCCUGAAGAAAGUCACAAACAAAGGCACAAAGCUGACGAGCUGCUGCAGAUUGCCCUUAUCAUGUUCCCUGCAGUCUUGAUGCCUUUACUGGAUCUGUGUACUGUGCAGCCAGAUGCUGCAGUCACCUCCCAUAGUUUCUUUGGUCCAAAUAGUCAGAUAAGGCAGCUGCCAGCUCUGGCUGAACUGACAGGUCUGUAUGUGGGGAGAACUUACACUCUGUGGAGGGAGGCAGCAGUAAUGCUUUGGCUGGAAGAGACGGUGAAAGAAGUGCUACGACGAGUUGAUGCCAAAGACCCUGUAGUGGAGGACUGCCAAAACAAGAGAAAGCAGAGGUACCAAAGUGCACCAAGGAACAUCCAUCGCCAUGUCCUACUCUCUGAGAUCAAAGAAGCCACCUCAACUCUGCCUCUGGAGGUGACCACUCAGCCUGUGAUGGGGUUUGAUCCUCUGCCCCCACUCGACUCAGUGAUGUCAUAUACACGACCAGAAAGGCAGCGUGUUGGUGCAUCCAAUGAGAGUACACUGUCACUGUUUUUCCGGUCAUUGCUGCCAAACUUUAACAUUCAGGAUCCACCGAGGCAGGAAGAUGACAUGGAAGUGGCUCGAGCUGGUCAGGAGCUGAACCAGGAAGUGAAUCGCCUAAUGGUGGCAAUGAGGGACAUGCUGGCAAAUAUCCGGUUUCAGGAGCCACCAAGAGAGGACAACCCCUACAGAGAUGAUGAUGAAUGGGACUGAAAGAGGAGAUAGAGGUGGACUAAGUGAUGGAUGAAGAGGAAUAAAACUGAAAAAGAAAGUGAUGUUAAUAAUUACAAGGAGAAGAAGUUGGACAGCUGGAUAUUAUUUUGUUGUCAUAAUUUCAAAAUAUUAGACUGAUUUUAAAAAAACAAACAUAAAUACUACUGGGGUAAUGUAGAUGGAUGUGAACCUGGCAAACUUUGUUCCAAGCUCAGAAAGCAGAUUGUUAGUUGGACCUGUCAUGUUGCCAAGGUUAAGUGUAUUAUUUAUAAUUAUUAGUUCCAUAAUCAGUCUCCAAGCAUUGUCAGUUCAGUAGCACUAACUGAUAAUAAGUCCUGCUUUUCUUCCUCUGGUUUCUGGCUUUCUGAGAGUUUUUCAUUUUCUCUCAUAAACACUCUCAUUGGAGGGCUUUACGAAGCUAGAGCAAGAUUCAUGUAGUCUCAUUCUGAGUGUAAGUUCUAAAGCAAACUGCUGCUUAUCUGCACUUUAGUACAUUUACACAGAAUCAUAAAAUUUUUAUUCUCAUUGAUUUGAUCACUCCCAAUAAAACUAAAAACAAACUCUGAAAAAUCCCUUGAAGUUUUCUUGAAGGCUAAAAUGAUUACUUUUUUUUUAACUUGAAUAUUUUAAUGCGUAGCUAGUAAAGCAUUUUAAAUCGAUCAAUUCUGUUUUUCUAAAACUGCGGUUUUUUGUUGUUGUUUUUUCUGGCGCAAAUUCAGUUAGUCAUGCCAUCCAUUUAGGUCUUAUUUAUAAUUUGAACUGAAUUAUAGUUGAUCCACAGCUAAGCAUUUGGGGGGUAUGUUCAUUUCUUUUAUUUUUGCAGGGAUUCUGUAGCCAUAAUAAUCUUACUGUGAGACUUCUAUGAUUUUUUCUGCUGAAUAAUUAAGAAGUUCCAAAAUAUAACGGGGGCCACAUGAAAAGAUUUAAAGUGUUUUGACUCUUGGUAAUAAAUUACAUCAAAUUGAGUCAUUUCUGAUGACAAACAGUUCCACACAAACCUCAGCAAGAUGCUGCUCGACCUGAUGACGCACUUCUGUUGUGACCUGUUGUAAAAAGCAUGAAAAGGUCUUCCACGUACACACCUGACAUCAUUUUAAGCAUCCUUAAACAUGAUAAACUAGAUUUGUUUUGUCUUUGUGGGCUUUGUGGUAUUUUCUACUCAUUGUCUUAAUCAUCUUGGCUGCUGUUUUUUGUUUGUUUGUUUAAAUUCUGCUGCUUUCUUUCUCUAAUAUUCUUAUUACCUCUCAGAUUUCGGCACGGAUUCUCACAUUUCAGUUUCAGUUUACUUGCCCUUAUUGACAACGCAGCUAUGGCAGAUGUUUUCAUUUUUAUCUCUUAAACUGGUUAUUCAAUUAACUCUUUUCUGUGUACACUCCGAUUCUCAUGACCUCACUUGAUUAUGCUCAUUCGCUGCACACUAAAUCUGAAGCAGUAACUAUGCUUCUGUUAUCAUCAGUGAUAUUUAUCGUUUUUAACUUGUGCUUAUUUUUUUAACACUCUCUAACUGUUGCCCUUUCUUCUCAGUGUCCUUUCAUAUUAUCCAUGGGAUACGAUUCACCCCAUUAAUGCUUUACAGUCACUGUUCGAACAUUUUUUUCAAUACAAACACAAACACGCCUGAGGUCUGUUACUCUCAGUCAAACAAAGGACAAAAUCAUUGCGAGAUGCUGUACACACUUGAAACAGACCUACUUACUUUGUUUUCCAAUGAGCCACAAGGAUGUGGGUGACUGUGCUGGAUGGUCAAAUGAGGUCAUUGUUCCUAAUUCACCUGGAGCUAUGGAUGUUGUCGUGAAAACUUUUCAUGUGAUCAUUCUGCUGUA